AUGUUGUGUGGGUUGCGAACCGAGAGUGACUUCGUGAACUUGCUCCAGACGCGGUUGUUAAGGCUUCAGCACUUCAUAGCCCAUACAAAUACUGACUUUGAAAAGUCCUAGGUCAAUCUCAUUAAUGGCCCAUCUUCUUUGAGCCCAUUAUGGGUCGUGAGCUCACUGUUAGUUUUCAAGGAGCAAAAUGGAAGCAGAUGAUGAGGAAAAAGAUAAAGAUGUGGACUGUAUGCAGUGAAGAGUUCACAGUCUCCUAGAGUUCUCUCAGAUGACUUAAUGACUAUCUUUCCAUCAUCCACUGCGUCACCCUGUAGUAGUACUAAGACUGCGCCGAUCGAGAAGGAUAGUAAUACUUCGGUCCUUCUAAGUUUGGUGUCCGUGGACGAAAGGUCCCGCCACGCCCUCGAUGAGGCUGUGAAUGGUAGGCACGUCCGAAACCUGUCUAACAUCGGGAACACGACAGAUUUAGCGGAGCAGCUAUUUCGCAUGGCCGUGUCAACUUAAGGCUACUUAAAACUAUACCUAAGAAUUUGUGUUUUUUCCUAGUUGGGACAGCUCCACCACAACUAUACCUAAGAAUUAUAUUAAGCGGUUAAAAAUACUGCUACCACACUACUGCAUCCAUACCCCAUGAGUGGGCACACUACUACUCCUAGUACCUACUACUUACGGGCUUGGGCGAUGUCAUGAGUAGCGGUGUUGUAUGUGGGAAAAUGUGUGGCUGAGUAUCUGAAGGGCGGGUGGGCCUUCGCAGUUUUUCUACCUUAGGAGAUGCAAAUAAGGAUCACUUCUAAUGUACCACAGACAAAGCUUCUUAUCACUCUUCUGAUUCUGGAAUGAAUGACGAGGGCGAUCACGCUGUCAUCGCAGGGUCCCGGUCAGGUAAUAAUGCUACCGCUGGCUCUGGCAUAACAUAUGUUUUUACCACGUUGUACUAGUAUGCUAGUAUUCGGUAGAAGUUACUGGGACGAUUCGCACCCUCCCCAACACGUUCUUGAUGCGUAAUUGUUGAGAAACAGAAAUGUAGUAUGUUCUUCUAUUAUAACUGAUGUAUGAAACUAGAACAAGUUUAGAUGCAUCUUUCAACAACGUCCCUUUGACAGUAAUGUCACUCGAAUGCUUCAAGGACAAUUCAGGAACAACUUUUUUUCUUACCAAUACAGUCGGAGCAGAGGUGAAGGAUGGAGCUACCGAAGAUCAGCGGGGUAUCAUCGUGAUACUCUUAGUAUUACGGCAUCUUGAUACUAUCAAGUCCUAUUCAACACAGUCUAGUACCAAGUCACUUCAAUCCAAACAGGCUGAUACAGGCUGACGGAGCAACAGCAUGAACUCUUGGUAGACGAGCUAGAGCGCUCUGAAAAGUAUCCUACAGCACGUAAAGAAACUUAACCGGUUAGCUUUCCUUCAUAACUUUUAGGUUAGUCGCUUCAGCCAAUGCCUUUAGAAGUUCUUCAAGAAGUAGACGGUCACCGUAGCUUCCCUUCCCUUUCUAAUCCCUCUACCUUCGUGUCGCAUUUGCAAGGCUUUUAGCGAGAUGCACCGACUCGCGGCUGUGCGCUAUGGGCGAGAUGCACUUUUUGUAGAAGUCGAUGCCACUCUUGUUAAGGCCAAGGAUAAUCUGCCAGAGCGAUUAUUAUGAUUUCUUCUAUACUGGUUCUAGGAAGAUUAUGCUAUUGUGAUUUCUUCCAUACUGGUCCUAGAAACAGGAAGAUUAUUCUUGAUCCUUUUUCUUGAAUCCAGAGAGGAUGCUCUUGCAUCCAGAGAAGAUGCAACUACUACUGCGAAGAGGACAGCUCUAAUCUCCCUGAGCGCGCACUGAUGCGCCGGUUGAUUGGUAGAUACUUCUUCCUGCCUGCGGUUGUCAUUUUGCGUGCGCGUGGCAAGUCGACGCUGACCCAGCAGUGGGUGCAGCCCUACGGUCGGGGAUACGACAUGAUCCCGUCGUACAGGGACACUCUACGUGCGAUUGGCACUGACAUCCAUGCCCCCCACGAGGACGAAACUGUAGUCACUGAAGAUUGGCGAAGUCCCGCUUUCCUUAUGAACAAUUUACAUAAUACUAUCUGAUAGUGGUAAGUACGACGUAAGUACUUACGAUCUGAUGUAAUUCUCAACCUCAUUAGUCUUCUGAUAGUGGUAAGAAGUACGUCUGAUAGUGGUAGAACUCGUCAGGGAAAUCUUAGGCAGCUCGCCGAAUAGAUUAGUCAGGGGUAAGAAGUACUUAUAGGAUUAACAUCGGACAGUUGAUCCAUACAGUUCUAACUUUUUCCGGACAGGCGGCUUGGUCCUACAUCCUGUUCCUGCACUCAGAUGCGCGACACCAGAUAGCGAAGCGCGAUCCUCGAGCAGGCUCGGCCUCAUUGGGAGUCGACGCACGACCCGAGUUGCGUCAAAUGACACUCAUGUGGGUACGACGGGCCCUGCAAGCGCCAUGGGUGACAAAAUUACGGACGAACAAACUGUACUAUGUGUAACAAAGAGAAAGAUCUUCUAAACCUUCGGAUGAUGAAACAAGCACACAAAUAUUGUCUAAGAUUCACCGAGAACAGGAACACAACAUUGCGGCGGGUCCUCUGUUGAAGCGUAUUCGGCAGUCCGACGACAGUAUUGCUCACGCUACCUACCUCGCAGAAGAAGGGGUCAAACGGCUUCGGACUAGACUUGACGUUAGGGCAAAGUAGCCCAAGAGAGUAAUCCCUUCCUCGAUCAGUAGAUUGAAAUAGAAAUACUAGUUGUUUUUAGGGAAGGUACUUAAGAAAUGUUUCAACAAUUAUCUGGGAGUGGUAUGGCAAUCAUGAUGAUCCUUGGCUGUCCCUGCAAUCAAUAAGAGGAACUGAAAGAUGAACUACGUCAAAAGAAUUUUGAUGAGUCUCAAGAGAAAGUGUAGUGAUUUUGUGGUCUUCUAACUCAGACGAGGACCGCAUGAAUUUGCUCCGAGGAGUCGAUGCAGAGUUGAAGGAGCGUCGCAAGCGUCACGUCGCGAAGAACCAGCUCUCAGGAAUGAUAUGGAGGAUGAUGUUUUGUCUCCCAUAUGACAGACGAUCUUUCUAGGCUGUCCCUGCUUGUCCCCUGUUUAAAAUACUGUUUAUAGUGGCCAUAAGGGGGAGCCUCGAUCCCCUGUCUGUAGUUGAGGGGAGUAGACAAGAACACUCCCUUUUAUACAUGAGUAUCCCCGAAGACGCUGGCGGCAGCGGUACUGGAAUUGUAGACAUCAAAAGUCGUGAUCCACAAACCACAAGUGCUGUCGCGUCAGGAGAGCGCGCUAGUGGCUCCACGUCCACUCACCCAGAUUACAUUACGUGGAGAUUACAUUACAACUAAUCAGAGUAGUUUUCCCUCUAUUCUUGGGUGUAUCCCUUCAUGCAAUAAGAGUUGAAUCUGAUAGAGUAGUCUUUCAUCUCAAUUCAUACGUUACAACUUGUAGCGUCAUCAUAGCAGUCGUACUAGGGAAAUGGACUUCUAGACAUAACUUUGAUAUCAUGCUUUCCCGAAGCAAUAGUUUCUAUCUGCAACCACUGGAGACUGCCCAUAGGCUCAGAGGUCGCCAGGGUGUAGCACAUGAAUGAAUAGUCUACUCCCUAUCGCUCGUCUAACGCCUGGGUUGAGGGUCACGACCCUGCAAUGUGCCACUCGAUGUUCACGGAUUAUUCGGCGGCAGCACCCGAAGGGACAGCGAGGCUGUUGCGCCCUUACGCGUUUGGAGGCUAUAUUUUAAGGCAGACCAGAGACUUCUCUGACUACUACUUCUACUAAUAAUGCUGUUCCUUUGAGGCUGACCUCUGCUCCUGUUGUUGCAGAAGUUCUCCUUUUUUUGGAGAUGUCUAGCGAUAAUCGUGCGCGGCUCCGAUAUCUUAUAGGGAUAUUACAGAUAGUCUACAAUCAAGCUCUAAGCAUCCGCCAGUACCUAGAGCCUUGCUUUCGGGAGAGUGGCGGAACGGUACUCGUGGUCGGAGGUCGUCGCGCGGGUCGCUUGCCUUAAGGGAGUAAUCUCAUCCAAUCGUAAAUCAUUCCAAUCCAUGGUGAGAAGUGAUUGACAUCGCGGGAAGGCCUCUACAAGAAGAUAAUACGAUAAUAAACGUCUCCAUCUCCUGGGGGACAACUUUUUAGAACUAUCUAAUGUGCAGACCAGUUGGUCGAGGCAGGCAUUCCCGCGAAAGCGUUUGCCGAUAAACAAGAGGAAAUUUCCGCUUUUAGCAAGGGAGGCCUCGGUUCGGUGAUCGAGGUGUUCGAAGUUAAGGCUCGUUUCCACCGAGUUACAUUCCCCAGUCGUAAACCAUCCUUGGCGCUUUUCCCUUUCUCUUUUUCCUUCCUUCGCCUUUUUCCUACUAGUUUGAAACUUUUUCCUAUGCUCCUUUCCAAGCCAGGGAUGCUCUGAGAUAUGCAAGUCCGUAACCUCUAACGAAGCCAUUCCCAGCGCAGCGCAGUUCGUGGUCUCCUUUCUUCUUACGAGAAAUGAACAAAUUCUAGAUGACGACUCGCAAUAUGUCAAUAUAGCAUCGCGAAGCGGGUAUCAACAAGUUUCAAGUUCUAUCAUUUCUUUAUACUAUAAUAUAGCAUAAAGAUGAACAGCACUCUAGAACUAGGUACAUCAUCAUCAGGCAGCUCAGGUUUCCACGUGGUUCCUCACUAAUGAAUGAAAGAGUGAGGACUAGAAUUAUACAUACCUCUUCUUCGAAUCUGCGCAUAGCCGAAAAUUUGCCCUGCGGCGGGUAUUACGUGCACAUUGGGACACAAGAUUACACAGCGGCGAUGGUGGAGAUGCUGGCUGAUAGAACCUUCUGGAGGAUCCAUGUCUGCGAGACGCUGCCAAACUUAUGCUGUCUAUAAUUUUAGCAUAAUAUUACCUCAAAGAACAGUGAGCAGUACUGGCCAUGCAUUUUUUUACAGACGACCUUGUUGCUUCAGGAGCUUGGAAAAUUCUUCUAGUACACGAGUUCGAGCUCAUUCCUUCUCACAUUCUUUGUCCCCCUUUAGCUUGUUCAGAAGUUCUUCACGGCAACCCGUAGAAUGACAAUGGGUGUUGAGAGUACCUUACCGUACCCCCGCCGCUGCAUCGUAGCAGCUCUUCGGCGUAGUUGGAUAGGGACUUUAGAGAAGAAUCGUAGUCUCGCAUUCUCUGUCUCUUCUAACGGAUUAUGAGCAAGAGGGCAAUAGCGUGAUCCUCGUUGUUGCGCAAAAGAUCCGCGCUGACGAUCGCGCGAGUGGGCUUUUCGAGGCUUCGGCGGAAAAGAGCGGUGGGAGCAGUGUUGCUCCGCAACUACAGGAGAAAGGGAGCAGUUCCGCGGCCGCAGCUAGUUCCUCCUAAAAAGUGUGGCUGGCUGUUACUACUAGUUUGGGUUGGUUUAGGGUUGAGGGGGACUCAGAGGUCACAGAGCAGGAGGGCUAUAGCUAGUUAAGGCUUAGACGCCUGGCUGGAACUAGUUAGAGACCGACCCUUAAUAGAAAUAGGCUUUAACAAGGGUUGGAAUUCUUGGAUAACUACCAAAAAUUGGACUAAGAAGGCUUUAGGAGUACAAGAUGCUGAAAUCACGAUGUUGGGAUGGACUAGCUUCUUCUAACGGGGCAAGUACCUGAUAGUUCUCCGUGAACGAAGGGUGUACUUUAGAAGUCCUCUUAGUAAAAAAGGCUGUCCUGCAGGGAGUGGCGUCGUGGAAGUCCUGUAGGGAGUGGCGUUGUGGAAGUCCUGCUGUGUGACAAGUGGCAUUAUAAUACUAGGUGGGGGCGAGGAGUAACCCUGCUGAAUUUCAAGUCGAUCAGCUAGAUAAUAUCUUACAAUGCCAAAUUUUGCCUACUAACGAUCUAAGGGUCAAUGGAUUUGAACGUAUGACAUAUAUUUUCAUCCUUGGCAAAAGAAUUUUAUUGCGUAAGUACUCAUAUCCAUGUUUCGAUUUUUCCAUGUCCAAAAUUGCUACUUUUAUAAUUUGUUGUUCAACUAUCAGAAUCAGUCUACUGAUGGCGCCGUUUUUCUAUAUCACGAUUUCUAACUAUCAUUAGCAAUAACAUGCUUUCAUCAUGAUCGUCUUCAGUCUACUUUACAUGAUGGACACUAAAUUGCACAAUUGGACAAUACAUUUAACCCGUUAUGCUUUUGUUCGAGAAUAUUCUUUGAUGUCUAUCGGCUGGAAGCGUGAUUCAUGUUUGUUCUGUCGUAGCAUCCAUCUAUCAUUUAUAAGUGACUAAAAAAUCUACGUAGGCACCAGAUCUAUUUUGAGUAUGAAUAUAGCUUUGCUUUGAGCAGGUACAAUCAUCAUCGUCAUCAUAGAGCUUAUAGGGGGUGCUAGGCCAUAGCUUCUAUGCAAUAUUGUCCCUUAGGUGGUUAUGUUGGACUGCGACAGAACCACACGCAUGACAUUUCGGCUGAUCAACGCGAUGCUGCAGAAGGAGACACUCAUCGUCUAAGUUGGAGUCGGCGUAUUUGGUCUCAUGUUUGUAAGAACAGACAAGAUUUCUCUUUCAUAGUUUUGCGGACAAGCGAUAAUGUCUUGUUGGCGUUUCAUUUUACGUGGAUUCGCACCUAACCGACCCUAUCGCCUUCGAUGGCAGGAUUGGCACGAGCUACAUUCAUGAAAUAAAACGUCCCAAUCAGCUGUAGGUGCUAGCCUAUGAUGCAGUUGUAGGUACUUGAAUAGGUGUAAUUUCUGUUAUUCUUAAACUUCUAGGGUCUACACGCAUUUUUUGGUUAAGUUGUGUCUUGAUGGAGGUGAUAUAUUUUUCUUUAUAUAGUCUGCAGUUAGUGAUCCUUCUACGUAAUGGAGUACUUAACGGAAGAGGACGAGUGCUCCCGGACGAACUUGUUGGAACGUUUGAGUCUAUAAGGUUUUUGGAAGCGACUGGGGACCCUCGAAACAGCAUUUUUACUGCCUCACGAAUGGGGAAUUACAGGGACAGUGACUUGAAAGUACCAAGUCUACAUUUGAUAUUGUUCCAAAAUCAUCCCCGAAUUUAGCUUGUGACUUCGACUUGGUGGUACUACCGCCCUCUCCAUUGUCUGUGACAUCGUGUACGUCGUGUGCUCUGAUUACAAGCUACAUCUUUGUUGUUUUUUGCUGACACACAUGGAUCCGAAGUAUAAAGUGCCAUACAAAUAACAUGGAGUUUUUCGGAGUCGUAUGAUGUCUUAACGACGGAUGGAAGAUUGAAUGCUUCGGAUUAAUAUCCAUACGAAAAUGUUGCACCUACUUCUAAUUCUAAGCACGACAGCGUUUGCGAAAUAUAGAAUCAUAUCCAAACUCAUCACAGUGAUUUGAAUUUCUGCAAAAGUGAACUACUGAAAAUCCUGCCUAGAUGAAGUGCUGACUGGCAGUCGUGGACGCC
This is a messenger RNA of Amoebophrya sp. A25, 7314 nucleotides long. The record is from the annotation of a GenBank genome assembly. Lineage: Eukaryota; Dinophyceae; Syndiniales; Amoebophryaceae.